CAUCAUCAGGCGCGGUUACAGGAUUGUUUGGAGCAUGCGCGGUACUAUUAGAUUCAAAUUUCUGUUGACGUCACUGGGUCUGUUUGGGGAAGACAAUUUACUAACGUGGUUAUAUACAGUCAUUGAUACGUCAGUAAAAAUUCUGGAAUAAAUGAACAUGCCUGCAGAGUGCUUCAAUAGACAACUUAUCCCAAACCAAAGAUGAUAAACUGUGGGCACAAAUGUAUAUUUUCUGUCAAGUAACAUUUAAGGUUCCUGCAGUUUCUUGGAGAAUUUAAGGAAACUGGGUGAAUGAAAGCCUUAUUACCAAUUGGAAAGAGUUUGUAGAUUGUAUCUAAGGACCAUAGUAAAUAUUUUUCAUAUUUAGUCAUAGCAUGGGCUCAUUCACUUUUCAAAGAUGGAGACCGGAGGACUUAAGGUACAAAGGCGACCACCUGUAAGGAAAAGAAGUCUUUCUUCUGGACACAGUCUAUACACACCAGCUAAGAAGAAGUUGAGCGGAAGAGCGGAAAUGAAGAUAACAACUGAGUCCUAUGAAAAAGCUGGUGGCCCUGAAGAGGUGAAUAUGGUGUGUUCAGACCAACAGGACUAUGGCAGUGAUGAUGACCUGUUUGGAGAAUAUGACAGCUUUGCCGAGGACCCAUCUUUACUAGCACAAAUGGAUUACUUAGAAGAAAAGUGUAAACACGAUACUGUAAACACAGUUCCUAUUGUUACUGAGAAACCCGAACUCUUAAAUCAGUUUAUGUCUCUAGUUCACCCUAAGUCCAUUGCUCAAGAAGAAGAGUUGUCCAACCAAGUGAGGAGAAAUGGGGAAAAUCAUAACCCAAAUCUUUUUACUGAGGAUGUCUUUGAUGAUCUUCCUUGUUCUCAGCUGCUUUGUUAUGAGAAUGCAAAUCAUAAUUCUGGUACAGAUGCUGAAGAAGGACCUAGUGAGUGUAGCCUUGCUCAAGUAGAAAGUGCAUACACGUCCAUUGCUUCUCAUACAAAUACUAAAGACGGAAAAGGGAAAAGUCUUCGGGACAGUCUCAAAAACACAUUGGCUGGAAAUGCUAAAGUUCAUACACCACAAAUAUCUAGGACUAUGCAAAUAAAAGAAAAUGUUAUUUUAGAGGAAAUUGAUGUUGCACAAAAGACUGUGGAAACAUCCUCUGAAAUCGACUUGGGUCCCUUUUAUGGUUUACCAACCAAAGUUGCUGAUCUUAUUGAACAGUAUAGAGGCAUUAAAACACUAUAUGCCUGGCAGCAUACGUGCCUAACGUUAGAAUCCCUACAACAGAGGAAGAACUUGAUUUACUCCCUACCAACAAGUGGUGGUAAAACUCUUGUUGCAGAAAUUGUGAUGCUUCAGGAACUUUUGUGCCGAAAAAGGGAUGUGCUGAUGAUUUUACCCUAUGUGGCUAUUGUACAGGAGAAGGUUCGUGGCUUGUCCAGUUUUGGAGUGGAGCUAGAGUUUUUGAUAGAGGAAUAUGCUGGCAGCAAAGGAAGAUUUCCUCCAAUGAAAAGAAGAACCAAAAAAUCUCUUUACAUUGCAACUAUUGAAAAGGGUCAUAGUCUUAUUAACUCAUUGAUUGAAAAUGGACGAGUCAGUGAUCUGGGCCUUGUUGUUGUGGAUGAGCUGCAUAUGCUUAAUGAGGGAAGUCGAGGUGCAAUAUUAGAAAUGACUCUUACUAAGAUCCUAUACACAAGUGAAACCACUCAGAUCAUUGGAAUGAGUGCAACAUUGAACAAUGUUGAUGAGCUGCAACGUUUCCUUAAAGCAGAUUUUUAUACUGAUAACUUCAGACCUGUUGAAUUAAAGGAGUAUGUAAAAUUAAGAGACAGUAUUUAUGAAGUUGACAAUAAAGCAGAAAACAACUUCACAUUAUCACGAGUGCUAAACUACAAGUAUUCAAGUAACAUGCUCCGAAUAGAUCCUGAUUUCAUCAUCGCGCUGGUGACUGAGGUCAUUCCGAAUAACUCUUGUUUGGUUUUCUGCCCUACAAAAAAGAAUUGUGAAAAUGUUGCAGAAAUGAUUUGCAAAUACCUCAACAAAUCAUACCUGAGUCAUAGAGAAGCAGAAAAGAAGGCUCUGCUCAAAGACUUGAAGAACACAGGAAAUGGAAUCAUAUGCUCAGUUUUGAAGCGCACUAUUCCUUUUGGUAUUGCUUACCAUCACAGUGGGCUGACCAGUGAUGAACGGAAAUUGGUGGAAGUUGCCUAUUCUUCAGGAGUUCUAUGUCUCCUUACUUGCACUUCUACCUUAGCAGCCGGGGUCAACUUGCCCGCCAGACGAGUCAUUUUGCGAGCACCUUAUGUAGCUAAGGCUUUCCUCAAGAGGGCCCAGUAUAAACAGAUGAUUGGCAGGGCUGGUCGAGCUGGCAUUGACAAUGCAGGGGAAAGUAUUCUUAUCAUACAGGAAAAAGACAAAGAACUGGUAAGAGAACUGGUUAGUAAACCCCCAGAGAACUGUUACAGCAAUCUCAUGCACGACGGUGGAAAAGGCUUCCUGAGUUUGCUGCUUUCAAUAAUUGGGCUGAAGAUUGCACAAACAGCAGAAGAAAUCUAUAAGUUUGCAUGUUGUACACUAUUCAGUGUUCAACAAAAACAUCUAAGUACAGAAAAGUCCUUAUGGGAUAUAACAAAUGAAUCUUUAGAGGGUCUUUUAAGCAAAGAGCUUGUGUGCACCAAACAGUGCCUUGAAUCAAAGCACCCGAUAUUUGAGGUAUCUAGGCUGGGUCAAGCAACUUACAAAGGGUCGAUUGAUUUAUCCUACUGUGACCUGCUAUAUAGUGAUCUAAGGAAAGGGCUUGAAGGACUAGUACUGCAGAGCCAUCUUCAUCUUCUUUAUCUUGUGACCCCCUAUGAAAUGGUGACUCAGUGCAGCCCAGACUGGAUGAUUUAUUUCCGACAGUUCAAUCUCCUCGACCCUGUUGACCAGAAAGUGGCUGGAAGCGUAGGCGUACCCGAAAGCUUUCUUGCAAAAAAAGUAUCAGGUCAAAUAAUGAAGAAGAAUGUAGAGGAAAGCGUAGUGAAUCGGCUUUAUCUGUCCUUCAUUCUACAUGCCCUUGUAAAAGAACUAGAUAUAUGGACUGUAUCUGAAAAAUUCAACAUGCCACGAGGCCUUAUUCAAAAUCUUCUUAGUUCAUCUGCUUCUUUCAGUUCCUGCGUACUGCAUUUUUGCGAGGAGCUGGAUGAAUUUUGGGCCUAUAAAGCUUUGCUUCUGGAUGUAACCAAGAAACUAAGUUAUUGUGUAAAAUCAGAGCUAAUACCCCUAAUGGAAGUGGCUGGGGUUUUAGAGGCUCGAGCCAAACAACUUUACAAUGCAGGUUACACUACCCUUGCUCAUUUGGCUAAUGCUGAUCCACAAAUAAUGGUAAAAACCAUAGAACAUUUGUCGAAACGUCAGGCAAACCAAAUCAUUUGCUCAGCCAAGAUGUUACUAAAUGAAAAGGCUGAAGCUUUGCAAGAAGAGGUAGAAGAUCUGCUUCGUCUUCCAACUGAUCUGCCUGCCUUAAUCAUAGAAGACACUAAAGUGAAUACAUGAUUGAUGAUCUUACAGUGACCCUGUCACAGAGAUAUGUCAGAAGUUUUGAUUCACCAGGGUCUGUGUGUUCAGACCCUCAACAAUUUUUACAACGAGCCUGUUUCACUAUAUUAGGUGGUCUCCAUGACAUGUCAAAAGCUUUUUCAGGGACAAUUUAAGUGGUUCCCCAGAGUCUCCUUCCAUCAAAGGUGGGAUCCAGAUGUUAUUAACAGCUUUAUCUGUAUGAGCAUACGGGAUCGACCGAUUAUCGGUUUGGCCGAUAAUCACGAAUUUGGGCAUUAUCGGUAUCGGCAAUUACCUUGCCGAUAAUGCCCCACCCCCCGCACCACCCCCUCCGCACCGCAACCCGCCGCACCGCGACCGCCCCCCCAACCCGCCGCGUCGCACACUGCACCGCCCCGCCCUGGCCCCAUUGCCUCCCCCAUCCCCGGUUUUAUAAUUACCUGUUCCCGGGGCCCACGCUACUUCUGGCUCCUGCUGCAUCCUGCAUUACGCUGUGCGCAAUGACGAGUGACGUGAGCGACGUGACGUUACCGUCAGUGCGCACAGUGACAGCUCAGGAGGACGCCACCGGAGCCAGAUGUAGAGUGGACCCCGGGAACAG
Molecule: messenger RNA, 4130 nt
Organism: Hyla sarda
Lineage: Eukaryota; Metazoa; Chordata; Amphibia; Anura; Hylidae
Gene: HELQ
Product: helicase, POLQ like
Exons: 19
Coding region: 398-3526 (1042 amino acids)
Molecular function (GO): nucleic acid binding; ATP binding
Source: RefSeq, a predicted model, not a curated record